This is a messenger RNA of Triticum aestivum (bread wheat), 2030 nucleotides long. RefSeq lists its product as uncharacterized. The coding region runs from base 146 to 1447 and encodes 433 amino acids. NCBI's taxonomy places the organism in Eukaryota, Viridiplantae, Streptophyta, Magnoliopsida, Poales, Poaceae. The record is from RefSeq and is a predicted model, not a curated record. The transcript is spliced from 10 exons. Gene Ontology annotation, molecular function: protein binding.
CACACACAAAAAAAAAACCUAGUUUGCGGGCUGGCCCGGGUCCAACGACGUCGCUCGGCCCGGUCGAUGUGUUCUGUUCGGCCUCAGCUUGGGGUCUUUCUCGUCCGAUUGCUCCGAGUUCCCGCCGCCGGCUAGGAGGACUAGGAUGGAGCCGCCAACCCCACCCGCCGCGCCGGACGCCGCCGCCGGAGCCGGGGCAGAGAUGCCACCCAAGGACGAAGGCGCAGCAAUUCGCCUUCGCCGCAGCCUGUUCGGCAGCGACGAGGAGCCGGAGUCCCCCUCGUCGUCCUCCCGCGGAGACUCCGAUGCCAGAGACAGCUCCGACGACGAUUUCACGGAGGAGGGCGUGAGGGCGAGGGACGCGGUGCUGAGCGUGGCCAAGUCCGUCGUCGCCCUCGCCGCCUCCGUCGAUGGAGAUCCCUCGUCCACCUUCGCCUGCACGGGCACCGUGGUCGCUCGCGAGGGCCCUGCGGCCUGGAUCAUGACCUCUGCGACUCUCAUCAGGAAGCACGACAGCGGCACCGAGGUCCAUGAACUUUCCAGUGUGAAGAUUGAGGUGCUCCUGCCUAACAAAAAGGUUGUAAAGGGGCAGCUGCUGAUGUACGAUUUGCACUAUAAUGUCGCCAUCGUUUCUGUCGAGUGUGAAGCUGAUCUCCUGGUGGUGGUGCUCGCUGACCUCCCAGAUUCCUACUUCCUGACACCUACUCCGGUCGUUGCAGUUGCCCGGAAAUUUGAGUCUGGAAGGUUGCAGCUGAAGCGUGGGGAGACGUUCCGUGUAGUUAGCGAGUUAGAUUGUGAUGAACUUAUGGUCAGCACUUGUCAAAUGGAGCCUCAGAGGCAAAACAAGGAUAACAGCAUUCAGUAUAUUACUCUUAUUUUCAUUGGGGGUCUUCUGAUUGAUUUGGAAGGAAGAAUUGUUGGGAUGAAUUUCAUAGACGAGAAUAAAACUCCCUUUUUGCCCGUCCAGAUUGUUGGGAGAUGCCUGAAACACUUCAGAAAGUUUGGGCGAAUCAAACAACCAUUGCUUGGAAUAAGGGGCCGGGCGCUUCACAUGUUGGAGUUAAAGGACUUGGAGAAAAUAUGCCACAAGUACCAUAAGCCACCUUCUGGAAUUCUGGUGGAGAAGAUUCCUGAAGUAUCAUCUGCAAAUUGUGGAGGCAUUGAGGCUGGUGAUAUCUUUACUAAACUUGAUGGAGUUGUUUUGCACUCUCCGGCACAGCUUACAGCAAUGCUUCUAGACGCAAUGGAGGUUGCAGUGAAUAUGCAGCCAGUCGUCCUCCAGGCGACUGUCUUGAGACCCAGGGAUGGUACAACAUUUGUCGCAAACCUGAAAGUAGUGGAAUGCGCCCCUGGUGAAUGCCAUGUGUUGUUCAGAAACAGAUGGAGACUGCCGCUGCCAAAAGAGUAUUGGUGGGGCCCAAUUGAAUGGCAUGAUUACUCCGACUAAUUUUCAGCAGCCGACUCACAUUGUUUGAUAACUUUCCUUUUACGGAUGGAGUAUUACAGCAUUCUUAGCGAAAAGAGUAUUGCGCGGGCUUUGCCGUGGUACAUCAAUGGCAUGCCAGACUGAGGAUAACCUUGACAAUUUCCAAACAAGGCAUGGCAACGCGAGAAAUGCUACAACUACGCGCUGAUUCAUACCGAAUGAAGUUACGUGCUAAGCUGUGAAACCUUGAUUAGAAAUCAGGAGGGAGUGGGACCCACACUAACAAUCAGGGGAAGGGGGGAAGAGAUUGGUGGACAGGAGUUCUUAGAUGGUUUCCCUGGGAUCUUGUGCGUAAGUGUAGAAUUAUUGAUGGCAAUGCUGGUUCUCUGGCCUCUACGGUUGGUGCGGGCGCCCUAGCAUGUGCCUGGGCGACGCUGGCCGCCUCGACAUGGUGGUCUGGAAGGCUCUCCUCAGCGUCCCCUUUGUUCGCGGCUGACUGAGGUGCGGGUCGGGGACGGGGAGCGCACCGCCUUCUGGUUGGACAACGGGCGGGCGUCAACAGUGGUACCCCUAGUCGUUCGCUUCCCCGCACUCUUCUUGCACU